UCCAUUAACGUUAAUUUCAUGUAGUUUCCAGCCGGAUUUUUUCACAGAGUCGUACAGCAAUAAUGACGUAACUUCCUCCUGCUAGCAAAAACAAGGGAAGCUAAUUUGUUAGCCACGAAAAUGAGUUUGUUUUUGCCAAAAUUAACUUGCAAAAAAGACAUAGAUGAAGUUAUCAAAGGUGUAGCAGAAAAAGUAUUAGUUUUGAGGUUUGGGAGAGACGAAGACUCGGUUUGUCUCCAUCUCGAUGAGAUUCUGUCAAAAACUGCCCAUGACCUGAGUAACAUGGCAUCCAUCUACAUCGUUGAUGUGGAUAAAGCUCCCAUUUACACAAGAUACUUUGACAUCAGUUACAUCCCCUCCACUGUUUUCUUUUUCAACGGACAGCACAUGAAAGUGGAUUAUGGCUCCCCAGAUCACACCAAGUUUGUCGGCAGCUUCAAGACCAAGCAAGAUUUCAAGGAUCUGAUUGAGGUCAUAUACAGAGGAGCCAUGCGUGGAAAGAUGAUUGUCCAGAGUCCCAUAGAUCCUCAAAAUAUUCCCAAAUAUGACCUCCUCUACCAUGGAAUUUAGAAUCACACCUGCACUGUGCGGCCUUAUGAUCACAAUAACCACUACUGGUUGAUUAACUGACAAAAAAUAGCUUUGGCUUUCAGCCACUAAGCAACCAUCUGAACAGGUUUUGAUAUUAAAGCUGAAGUGUUUCAGAUUUGGAGACUUUAAUAAAUAUGUUAAUUUCCCCAUAGAAGGCAAAUUACAAACAGCACAUUGCCCUUUACUUGUUCUGUUGCUAUCUUUAAAGGUUCCCUGUGGAGUUUUUUUUUUAUCACUAUUAACGCUUUCGAGUAAUGUUUUAUGUGUGGCUCCCCGUUUUGACGUGAUACACAUUCCAGCCAGUGGUUUCACACUAUUCCUCUGAUCAACACAUAACACGUCAAGAAAUUACUACUAAUACUAAUUUGGAAGCUCUGUGAGACAGUGAAAAAGACUGCAAUCUAGUAAAUAUGGAUGUAAACAAUGCAGGGUUUUAAACUUUUAAGAAAAAACGUUUUUGUAAAUGUUUAAUGAGGAAGGAAAUACAUUCAACACAUUAAGGAUACACACAAUUUGUCUUGGUGAGUAACACACAUAUGUAAACUGACUGUAAACAACAAGAAGCUCCACAGGGCACCAUUAAAGAACGUGUACACAAGAACGCUGUUUACCUAAACCUCUGGAGAAUACUGUUAGUAUCAUGAUUUUGAUAAAUGAGGUUCUGCAACUUUAUUCAGAUUUUAUUUAUUUCUUGUGAAAAUGCAGUAUCAUCAUCAUGUUUCCCAUGGAAAAGAGCUGCAUAUCAGCACAGAGAUACAAUUAAUUUAUCCAAUGUGCAUGCUUUGUUUUUAUAAUAAACUUUUAUAUUUUA
This is a messenger RNA of Siniperca chuatsi (mandarin fish), 1402 nucleotides long. It is a transcript of the gene txnl4b, whose product is annotated as thioredoxin-like 4B. NCBI's taxonomy places the organism in Eukaryota, Metazoa, Chordata, Actinopteri, Centrarchiformes, Sinipercidae. The coding region runs from base 121 to 570 and encodes 149 amino acids. Gene Ontology annotation, cellular component: U4/U6 x U5 tri-snRNP complex; spliceosomal complex; U5 snRNP. Gene Ontology annotation, biological process: mRNA splicing, via spliceosome. The record is from RefSeq and is a predicted model, not a curated record. The transcript is spliced from 3 exons.